This is a messenger RNA of Myotis daubentonii (Daubenton's bat), 1261 nucleotides long. It is a transcript of the gene CRYM, whose product is annotated as crystallin mu. Gene Ontology annotation, cellular component: cytoplasm. Gene Ontology annotation, molecular function: thyroid hormone binding. Lineage: Eukaryota; Metazoa; Chordata; Mammalia; Chiroptera; Vespertilionidae. The record is from RefSeq and is a predicted model, not a curated record. Gene Ontology annotation, biological process: thyroid hormone metabolic process.
CGCGGGGAGCGGGCGGCGGUGAGCGGGCGGCCGGCGGCGGCGGGAUGAGCGCAGCGCCCGUGUUCCUGAGCGCGGCCGAGGUCCAGCGCCACCUCGGUGGCUGCAGUCGCCUCCUCGCGCCCCUGGAGGCGGCCCUGGCCAACUUCUCCAGCGGCCACGCGGGGGGCGUCGCGCAGCCGGUGCGCACGGUGGUGCCGGUGGCCAGGCACCGGGGGUUCCUGGGGGUCAUGCCGGCCUAUAGUGCUGCGGAGGACGCCUUGGCCACGAAGCUGGUCACUUUCUACGAGGGCCCCCGCGCUGCCCCCGCCGGGCCCUCGCACCAGGCCACCGUGCUGCUCCUGGAGCCCAGCACCGGCGCCCUCCUGGCGGUCAUGGAUGGAAAUGUCAUAACUGCGAAGAGAACAGCAGCCGUGUCUGCCAUCGCCACCAAGUUUUUGAAGCCACCCAGCAGUGAAGUGCUGUGCAUCCUGGGGGCUGGGGUCCAGGCCUACAGCCACUAUGAGGUCUUCACUGAGCAGUUCUCCUUCAAGGAGGUGAGGAUGUGGAACCGCACUAAAGAAAAUGCCGAGAAGUUUGCAGACACAGUGGAGGGAGAAGUGCAGGUCUGUUCAUCCGUCCAGGAGGCUGUGACAGGUGCCGAUGUGAUCAUCACAGUCACCAUGGCAACAGAGCCCAUUUUGUUUGGUGAAUGGGUGAAGCCGGGGGCUCACAUCAAUGCCGUGGGAGCCAGCAGACCGGACUGGAGAGAGCUGGACGACCAGCUCCUGGCGGGCGCCGUGCUGUACGUGGACUCCCGGGAGGCAGCCCUCAAGGAGUCUGGAGACGUGCUGCUGUCGGGGGCAGAGAUCUUCGCUGAGCUGGGAGAGGUGGUGGCGGGAGUGAAGCCAGCCCUCUGUGAGAAGACCACGGUGUUCAAGUCUCUGGGAAUGGCGGUGGAGGACGUGGUUGCGGCCAAAUUAGUGUAUGACUCCUGGUCGUCUGGUAAAUAGCGCGAAGCGUGGCCGCCGAGGCGGCGCUGCAACUCCGGGUGCCUUGCCGCCAGUUGUCCUGUAAUUUCUAGAUCAAACGAGGGAACCCCGUGCCCGGCGGGCUGUAGUGUUGUCUCAUCCUGUCUUGCCUUAAUUGGCGAGAUCCUCCUUGCGUUGUAGCUGAGGGGAGCUGGGUGGCUGGGCCCCCCCGUGCGGGCUGCAGCAGCACCCCUUCCCCAGGCAUCCCACCGGCUCUUGUAUCUCCUGGAAAUAAAGCGGUUUCCUUUUCUGCA